GGGGAAGUGAGCGGAGCUACUGGGUGGACGUGGGGUGCGGUGGUCGGCGGGGAAGGCCCCCCGCGUUUGUAAAUAAUGCCCGCGGUGCCCGCGCGACCAUGCAAUGGCGAGCGUUCGUCCUGGGGCUGGUGCUCCUCCGGCUUGGCCUCCACGGAGUGCUGUGGAUCGUCUUCGGGCUGGGGCCCAGCAUGGGCUUCUACCAGCGCUUCCCGCUCAGCUUCGGCUUCCAGCGCCUGAGAGGCCCCGACGGCCCCGAGUCUCCCGCCUCGGGGCCCGCGGGCCGGCCCGGGACGCCCGGGGGGCCGUCGGGGCCAUCGUGGCUGCAGCCGCAGGUCCCUGGGGCGGCGGCGGGGCGGCGGCGGGCUCCGCGUCGGCCCGGGCCGGACGUCUGCGGGCCAGGCCACUGGGGCUACGUGCUGGGCGGCCGGGGCCGCGGCCGGGACGAGUAUGAGAAGCGCUACAGCGGCGCCUUCCCGCCGCAGCUGCGCGCCCAGAUGCGCGACCUGGCGCGGGGCAUGUUCGUGUUCGGCUACGACAACUACAUGGCGCACGCCUUCCCCGAGGACGAGCUCAACCCCAUCCACUGCCGCGGCCGAGGACCCGACCGCGGGGACCCUUCAAAUCUGAACAUCAAUGAUGUCCUAGGGAAUUAUUCACUGACUCUUGUUGAUGCGUUGGAUACACUUGCAAUAAUGGGAAAUUCAUCCGAGUUCCAGAAAGCAGUCAAGUUAGUGAUCAACACAGUGUCAUUUGACAAAGAUUCCACCGUCCAAGUCUUUGAGGCCACGAUAAGGGUCCUGGGAAGCCUUCUUUCUGCCCACAGAAUAAUAACUGACUCCAAGCAGCCCUUUGGUGACAUGACGAUUAAGGAUUAUGAUAAUGAGUUGUUGCAUAUGGCUCACGACCUGGCCGUGCGGCUCCUCCCUGCCUUUGAAAACACCAGGACAGGGAUCCCCUACCCUCGGGUGAAUCUAAAGACAGGCGUUCCUCCUGACAGCAAUAAUGAGACGUGCACGGCCGGCGCUGGUUCCCUGCUGGUGGAAUUUGGGAUUCUGAGUCGACUGCUGGGGGAUUCCACGUUUGAGUGGGUGGCCAGGCGAGCCGUGAAAGCCCUUUGGAACCUGCGGAGCAACGAUACGGGAUUGUUAGGCAAUGUUGUGAACAUUCAGACGGGCCAUUGGGUCGGAAAGCAGAGUGGCUUGGGUGCCGGACUGGACUCCUUCUAUGAAUACCUCUUGAAAUCGUACAUUCUCUUUGGAGAAAAAGAAGACCUAGAAAUGUUUAAUGCUGUAUAUAAGAGUAUUCAGAACUACUUAAGAAGAGGUCGGGAAGCCUGUAACGAGGGGGAAGGGGACCCGCCCCUCUACGUCAACGUGAACAUGUCCAGCGGGCAGCUGAUGAACACGUGGAUCGACUCUCUGCAGGCGUUCUUCCCAGGACUGCAGGUUCUGAUAGGAGACGUGGAAGACGCCAUCUGCCUGCACGCCUUCUACUACGCCAUAUGGAAGCGCUACGGGGCCCUCCCCGAGAGGUACAACUGGCAGCUGCAGGCCCCCGACGUGCUCUUCUAUCCACUGAGACCUGAGCUGGUGGAGUCUACGUAUCUCCUCUACCAGGCAACCAAGAAUCCCUUCUACCUCCAUGUAGGAAUGGACAUUCUGCAGAGUCUGGAAAAGUACACAAAAGUCAAGUGCGGCUAUGCUACGCUGCAUCAUGUCAUCGACAAAUCCAAAGAGGACCGGAUGGAGAGCUUCUUCCUCAGCGAGACCUGUAAAUACUUGUAUCUGCUCUUUGAUGAGGAGAAUCCAGUACACAAAUCUGGAACCAGAUACAUGUUUACAACUGAGGGACACAUUGUAUCUGUGGACGCACAUCUCCGGGAGUCACCCUGGAAGGAGUUCUUUUCUGAAGAGGGAGGGCGGGACCCAGUGGGAAAGUCGGGGCACAGGCCGAGACCUCAUGAGCUAAAAGUCAUCAACUCCAGCUCCAAUUGCAAUCGUGUUCCUGACGAGAGGCGAUAUUCCCUGCCCUUAAAGAGCGUCUACAUGCGACAGAUUGACCAGAUGGUUGGCUUGAUUUGAUCUGCUCUCCCCUGUGUGGCCUCAUCUGAAACUGGACCUAAAACAGCUGAACCCAGGCCAGGCUGAGACCCAGUCCGAAGUGGAGGAGGCUAGGCGUCUGGCUGUCCACGAUGGUGUAGGAAUCUCUGUCCAGCUCCCCAGCCGCACCUGGUAGAUUCUUGGAUACUUUAGCGUUUCUCUUCUGUUCAAUAAAAUGCCCUGUUUGUCUUAAGGAUAUACUUUGAAGUGAGAAGGUACGUAGGAGUUGGCUUCUUACGACGUGCUGAUGUUACUGUGCACCGUGGAUGGGCCUCUUUGGCUGGAUCUCCAGACCUUCCUACUGUGGAAUCCGUCGAGUCUUCUCUGCCGGCGCUUGUCGACCGCUGCCUGGCCGCCUCUCUGCCAGAGGAAUGUGAAUGAAUUUCUGUGCAGCAGGGCCUGCGGUUCCCCUGACAUCCCUGUUUACUGCAUUUUGUCAUCCUCUCUCUCUGAUUGGAUAAUUGGGCUGUCUCCCAGGUCUCCACCCACGAUUGUCGGUCACAUGGGGAAAAAUCAUCCAGCUAUGCAUUUGCGCCCCAUGCAGUUCGUCACAGUGUUGACAGGUUAUUUGCUCACGAAUUUAUCCGAAUUCUAACAGGCAGUCUCUUAAGUUGUCGCCUCACAGUUUAAGAGCUUAACAGGUAGAUCUUUUGGAUGGUGUUCUACAUUUAUUAUGAACUCACCUGAGGAUCUCCCAUAGUUUCAGAACCAGGUGCCUUUCAAGGGAGAGAAAAAUACCUAUGAUCGUCUGAGCUUUCAUCUGUCUUAUAUUUACUAACCAAGGAUUAUCAGUUCCGACCAUGUUUGGGUUGGAAUUGUUUCGUUUUUGUUUCCUGUGUCUAGUGCCAAUCAGCUAAGUCAGGGAGAAAGAAAUGAUCAGAUGACUUUCUGGCAUCCUUGAGCCAUUUCUCUGUGCAAUGCAGGCUUUUGAUGGGUGCCUUAUACUCUUUUGGUUUGGGCCACUGGAUGUCACAGCUGCUGCUGUGAUUUUAACCGCCUUGUUUUGUAUUGCUACAUGGUGUGACCACAGCGAAAGGGGCAUGGGAUGGAUAUCAGGCAGGUUCUGGAAACUUCUUGGUCAGUCCUUGCCUUUCAACCUGAUAUUUUAAGCAAGCAUACAUAAAGAGGAAGUUGUGCUAAAACGCCUCUUUUCUUUGUUGGUAUUAUUUCUUUAGUGAGCAUGGAACUGUGUCUCUUUGAACUUGUGCAGAGGGCUCAGAGAAAGCAGAGGUGGGUUUGAACCCUGAGCUUUGGCUUCCCUGUAACGUCAGAGGUUGAAAUGAACCUCAAUAGAAAGGGUAGGAAGUCUCUUAAAAACCUCCAGUUUCACCUGUCGUGUGGCUCACCCGUCACCGCUAGGAUACUUCAAAUGAUUUUAUUUUAGUCUUUUUAAAGCUAGAAAGGAAUGCUGUGUAAGCCAUUGCAUUUUCAGUCAAAAGGGAGGAAUUUUAUUCUUGAAAAUUUAAGUGUUGCUGGUUUUAAAAUAGAUAUCUAAUUCAGUUCUUUGAGGUUUUUAGAAGAGGGAUUUUCAGUAAUAAACGUCACCUCUGUCUUUUAAACAUUUACUGUGCAAAUGUUUUAAAGGAAAAAAAAUCAAAUGCUUCUGUUUUACAUUUUUUCUUCAUUUCAGAAGCAUUCUGUUUAUCAACAUUGUCUCAUCUACUGAACAGAAAAGUUUCUUUGAGAAUACUCUAUAUAUUUAAAAUAUUUUCGUUGCCUCAGUCAACCCAAAAUAUCCCCUUUUAAAGACACACACCUGCAUGAGCAUCCCUGCACCUGUUCUCCAGGUAAACCAAGGUGGGACUAUAAAUGAGCUGUUUGGGAGAAUGGGGCACCUCAGGGAAGAAAGUGGGCCCUUUGUGAUCACACUGUUAGGUUAUCGCACCCCAAUGUUCCCCCUCCUCUGGGCUCAGGUAUCCCAUCUCCCUCCCGCUCUGGAACAGGGACCUGGGCCUGAGUGCCACAGAGGCACCUCACGGCUACAGGCUGGCAUGAGACAUGUUUUGUAUUAAGUCUCAGACCUUCUUGGCUUCCAGGCACUGGACUUGUACCACUCGUGAGUCCGAGGGUGAGCGACCCAUUCUCACCCUGGUUGCUGAGCUUCCAGACUGCCCAGUCUAAAGUUGGAUGCCACGUAGUCAGUGACUAGAUGCCAGAGUGCCCGCCUCGUGGCUAGUUACAGAGAAGGGCCUUUGAGCCACGUUCAAAACUUGCUUUCUCUUUAAAGGUCAGAGUGUCAACAACUGUGAUAUGUCCUUCAGGGUCUUUGCUGUUUCUUCUGCGUCGUGGGAGAUCAGGAAGGCGAGGGCUGAGGAGGGGAGUGUCAGAGAAAUUCCCUUGUGAUUUGCCCUAGGAGCACCCUGAUUCCAAACAUUCCAUGCUUUGGAACAGCUGACAGCUUGCGCCAUCCUUGCAAUCCUGUGUGUAGCUAAUGUCUAGACUCUGCUUUGGUUCACACAAUGAAAGUGGUUUUGCCAAACCUUUGUGGGAAGCUACCUUAUAGCUACCUUUGUGGGUGGAGUCUAAAUCUCCCACCACAGAGUUCUAAAUUGUUCCAGGGUAGGCUUCGCUGGCUGAGAUGCUGUGACUGAGGAACUCCAUUUCCUGGAGGAGGAGGUGACGAAGGAAGUGUUUGCUAGCUCUCCAAUUGUCCUGGCCUUUGUGGAAAUCCAGCUUCCAUGUUCAAAUCUUCCCUUCAGAACUUGGAAAUCUUCCGUCAGAACUUGCUCUGUGUGACUGCUCUGUGCAACUGAAUCCCCAGGUCCUGAGGCUGUCCUGGACCAUGGGGCGUGUGCACAUCAGUCCAGUAGUUUUCUGUGUGUUUAUGCACCAGGAUGGUGUCUGUGCAGAUGGAAAUUAGCUCCCUGGCUGGAUACGUGCAAUCUGAGGGUCUCAGCUUGAUUCCUCUCGCCUCCCUGCUGUGUCCUCCACCAAAGAAAAACAUCCCUCUCAGCUAUUUUCUUAGCUCAGUUACUGAAUGAAUUCAAACUGUAAUCCUUCACUUUGGGUUUUGUAGACAAAAUAUCAGAAAUUCUUUUUUUCUAGAGGUCUUUCUUUCUUUUUGCCGACCGCAAAUUUAAUGCUGGUGACCAGGUCGGGCCGGAUGAUUGCCCCAGCCCUAGAGUGGCUGAGCAGGGACUUUAGAAAAAAAAAAGUCUUGAUCUUUCUUUCGUUUUCCAUUCCCAGACAUCCAGCUCCUUCUCUAGUGCCUGUUCCUGCAGGGCAGGGACUCUUGUGAAAGUGAGAAGGUGAGUCGGCUGGGCUGUGUGUCCCCAGGUUUUGUAGGGCUCAGGGUUAGUUCCCCCUUGAAUUUACAUGUGAAUCUGGCGAGAAUGUUAAGUACCCGUGGACCUUCUUGAUUUGUUACCCCCCUUCCCUCUUACUGAGAGGCAGAGAAAUAAUAUUUUUAAAGGUAUUUUGUUUUAGUUUUAAAUAGCAAAACACAGGCUGCAUUUUUAUUUAUUAUGCACAAGAAAGGUAAAUAUGUUUUUACACACACAAAAAAAUCUAGAGUUGGAAACUCUGGGAAAAACCUAUUGAAAUAUACAAAUGCUUCUCUCUGUAACGUGCAAUAUGCUUUGCAACUAUAGAUGAUAUUUUAUGUUUAAUCUGUAAAUAAGAAAUGUAUUUAAAUUAAAAGGGAGCUUUUUUUAAAAGGACCAAAUGUUCUUUAUAAAUGUACUAAGAAAUAUCUUGCUCUUUGAAAUUUAUUAGGAUUUUUAUGAGUAAUUUUUAUUAAAAGAUUCUUUUUUUUUUGAGU
This is a messenger RNA of Delphinapterus leucas (beluga whale), 5859 nucleotides long. It is a transcript of the gene EDEM1, whose product is annotated as ER degradation enhancing alpha-mannosidase like protein 1. Gene Ontology annotation, molecular function: calcium ion binding; mannosyl-oligosaccharide 1,2-alpha-mannosidase activity. The record is from RefSeq and is a predicted model, not a curated record. Gene Ontology annotation, cellular component: membrane. Lineage: Eukaryota; Metazoa; Chordata; Mammalia; Artiodactyla; Monodontidae. Gene Ontology annotation, biological process: endoplasmic reticulum mannose trimming; mannose trimming involved in glycoprotein ERAD pathway; carbohydrate metabolic process.